CAUCUACAGUAUAAAUUAAGGUGCUGGUCGACAGAUUCAAAGCUCACGACGGGAACAUUUUGACAGAAAAGGAUUCUUCAAAUAAUUAACGGAUACAUUUUCGUCUUUAUCAACUGAUGCUCCAGUUCGACCCCAGAAUUAAUGAAUGCAGAAAAAAACUUUUAGCUCCACCAACAAUGGCAAACCCGAACUUUGUUGUCAAUGCUUUUAAAUUGCUGAUAGCUUUAGCAAUGGUGUUUUUUGUUGACGGAUAUAAAUGUAAUUCACGCCAACAAAUCAUGUAUGCCGCGGAAAGUCGGGCAAUGCAAGGGUUUGGAUACGCAAACAAAACUGUGCGGUCUCGUGUCAUCUGCGGACGGGAAUGCAGCAUGGAUGAACGUUGCAAGUCUUUUAACUUUAACGACUGCAGUAAAACGUGCGAGUUGAACCUUGCCACAAGACGAGAGCACCCUGAAGACUUCCAUGCAACUCCAGGAGGUGUGUACUAUGAUACCGAUGAGGACACACCUCACUUCUCAGUCACGGAUAGCUUCUACAGAAGUUGCAAGAUGCUCUUAGAUUGCGGUUAUCGUUCAAGCGGCGUCUACGCCAUUCAACCGGAGGGAUUCGGUAAUGGCAGUCUUCGUGUCUACUGCGACAUGGAAACUGACGGCGGGGGAUGGAUCGUGUUUCAGAGGCGACAAGAUGGCAGCGUGGACUUCUACCGUAACUGGGCCGAGUACCAAGCUGGCUUCGGCAACCUGUCCGGUGAGUUCUGGUUGGGCAACGACAACUUGGUGACUCUGACGUCUAACAUUUCACAAGCAACAUGGGAGCUACGCGUCGAUUUAGGGGACUGGGAGGGCGAUGAGGUGUGGGCAAUGUACGAAGAUUUCAAAAUAUCCCCGGGUGAGUACAAUCUGAAUUAUGAACAUUACGAUGAGAUCAAAAGCACAGCCAGUAAUAGUCUUGGUUAUAGUAUACACAAUCGAAGUCCCUUCUCAACAAUGGAUCAUGACAAUGACUUAGCAUCGGGUCUAAAUUGCGCAGAAUAUCACAAGGGAGCCUGGUGGUUUGGGCCUUACAUUUGCUUGGUGUCUAAUUUAAAUGGUAAUUACCAUCAUGAUGGCACGGGUGUACGAUCAGACUACGGCAUAGUUUGGUUUAGCUGGUAUCUACCGCCUUAUUCCCUGAAAACAUGCAGCAUGAAAAUGCGUGAAAUGGGCCCUUGAACAUCUUCUCUUUCCGGUGUAGUUUCAAAUUUGGACUGAAUGAAAUACAAUCUCAUUGGUUGCAUUGCGCAUGCCUUAGUGAGCAUAAGGACAUUGAUUGAUAACGUGUGGGGGUUUU
Messenger RNA from Patiria miniata (bat star), 1329 nucleotides. Its product is annotated as fibrinogen-like protein A. The transcript has a single exon. The coding region runs from base 117 to 1211 and encodes 364 amino acids. NCBI's taxonomy places the organism in Eukaryota, Metazoa, Echinodermata, Asteroidea, Valvatida, Asterinidae. The record is from RefSeq and is a predicted model, not a curated record.